Beta vulgaris subsp. vulgaris (sugar beet) is the source of this 828-nucleotide messenger RNA. RefSeq lists its product as uncharacterized. Gene Ontology annotation, biological process: microtubule-based process. Lineage: Eukaryota; Viridiplantae; Streptophyta; Magnoliopsida; Caryophyllales; Amaranthaceae. Gene Ontology annotation, cellular component: dynein complex. The record is from RefSeq and is a predicted model, not a curated record. Gene Ontology annotation, molecular function: dynein intermediate chain binding; dynein light intermediate chain binding. The transcript has 3 exons. The coding region runs from base 262 to 600 and encodes 112 amino acids.
ACAUCUCUAGUCCAGAGGAAAAGCGGAAACAAAAGUUUUCCACUUACAAGUGGAGGGAGUCAAAUUAGAGCACUGCACCAUACGAAACUGAGAAAGAAUAGAGAAGAGCAAGUAUUAUUUCCUUUCUCUUUCUCUUUCUGCCAAACCUCGAAAACUAAGCUCAAACAACACUCAACAAAUUCACGACAUCACACCUUAAUAAAUUAAUCCUACUUAAACCUUUCCUACUGUAGUUAAUUGAGUAAAAAGGAGAACAAAAUAAUGAGUGAGGACGCAAAGAGAGCAAUGGCAGGCAAAGUUUCCACCGACGUUCGGAAAAGUUCAUCGGCGUCUUCUGCAAAGCGCAUCAUUGUAAAGAGCGCUGACAUGGCUGACGACAUGCAGAAAGAAGCUAUCGAGAUUGCCAUUGCUGCAUUUGAGAAGCUAAAUGUUGAGAAAGAUGUAGCGGAGAGUAUAAAGAAGGAGUUUGACAAGAAGCAUGGACCUACUUGGCACUGCAUUGUCGGUCGUAAUUUCGGUUCAUAUGUGACUCAUGAGACAAAUCACUUUAUAUACUUCUAUCUGGAUCAGAAGGCUGUAUUACUAUUCAAAUCUGGUUGAUGAUGUCAAGAAUUUUCUUUGUGGCUGAUGUUCUAAGGUGACACCAUGAGGCUAUUGAUAUAGUAUAUGGUGACAAGCUCCUGUAUGUAUUACUAUAUUGAAAUCCUAACAUGAAGUGUCUUAGGAAAACAUCCUUAUGCAUGUAUAUUAUACUCCCUGAAUUACGCCUCUGUUAUUAUCGACUGGAAUUCUCAAGAUUGAAUUAAUAAUAAUUGAUUGUUAGGUCUA